AUGCCAAACUCAAAGGGGGUCAUUACCCCAGACAAGAAGACUGGCGGAAGCGUAAUACAGUUCAGCCAUGUUGGAAAGAAUCGUGGCAAAUCACCCGGUCUCAAACUCUCAGCUUUCGCAAAGCCUUUCAUCCCAGCGAAGCCAUCUGGUAAGAAUGCGACCCCGUUGAGCCAUGAUGAGAAAGAUCACCGCGAAGACCUCGAUCUCAGCAUUUCGGUCCACAAAGAACCUGUCACCAAUGAGGAGCAAAUUGGUGAACACAAAACCCAGUCUCGUCAUGGUGAAAACAAGCGCGAAAAAUUCGAACGUAUCGAUAUCACCACGUCAAACCCCGCAGAGUCUAUCAUCUUGAAGAACCAAACUGGCAACAAAGAGAACCAGUCCAUCCAUGAAGAAGGAAGCCGUGGAGAGCGCCUCUGCCUCAAGUUCUCUAAAGAACCUGUCAUCAAUGAGAAGCAAGCUGAUGACAACAAGAGCCAGUAUAGUCACGAUGAAGAGCAUCGUGGCGAAGGUAUUUCCAGAUUGGACAGUCCUUAUCCUUGGUCGUCCGUCGGCUUGUAUCCCAAGGAGGCUGGCUCAGCUCGGUUCACAUUCUCUCCUCCCAGCCCGGCCAUGGUUGUGAGCAGCGCCAAUGGGAAGGUACCGGUGGCGGCUCUUUCCUCCAGCAACCCGUAUACGAAGCCCACACAGCCGAUCAAAAGAUCGACUUCUAUUCGAUGGGCCAUGAAUCUUCCGGUCCCCCAGAGAAGGCUGACACCUCCUGCCUUCUUGAACGACCCCACUUCCAGCCCUGAAGCUCGGCGGAUUUCUUUCGAGUUCAACACCCGCAGAGCCUUCGGUGGAGAUAUUUACAAUGCUGGCCUAGAGAACGCUGAUUACGACUACCUCGCCGAGCGCCGAGCCUACGUUGCAAGAAGUUUUGAGCGAACUCGAAAGCAGAGAGAGGCAAAGAUUGCUGCUCAACGUUUGAAGAUCCAAUCCGACGCCGACGACGACGAGGACGAUACGAUGGCCUCUACCAGUCCGAUGCCGAGCGACUACAUUCCUCCUCACAAGAGACUCGCCAAGACCAAGGCCAAGGUCAAGGCUGGGGCAAAGGUCGAGCCCAAGAUCGAAGGCCCAGCUACCGAAAGCCAGGAGCCAGCCACGACUACUAGCUACUACGCGGAGUCGGAUACCGCGUCCUCGACAGAUGAUGCUAGCUCGCGCGUUUCUCUUUCAGGAACACUGAAGAAGUCGGCGCCCUUGACACCCAUGGCUCUAGAGAAUCUUCCGGAGAGAAUGGGCGUCACUACCAAGUCGAAGAAAAGCCACUCGUCUUGGGAUGUGAGCAAUAAUGGCAGAGCUUCAUCGGCCCGCGACAGAGAGGAUCUCAACAAAGUCGCUCAGUCCGAGAUGAAAGCCACUGGCACUCCAUCUUUUCUAACUUGGCUUUAUACUCUGGAUGGCCCGCUCGUCACUUCCUUCCUCGACGAGAAUCAGGAUCACCACCACCACGAUGUCAGCACCGACACUGGAAAGCUCAUCGAUCGCAUCGAGCAGCCGCCCACAAAAGCUAAUAUUGAGGAUGAGAAGGACAUGACACCCGAGAUGAUUCAACGUCGUCGCGAAUGGACCAGUAACCUGAUCGUUAAUCGCGAGAUCAUGGUUCGAAAGAACAUCGCCAUUCGUCAACGCUUGCAGCAGGAGGAGCGAGCCCACCACAAAAUGGCCAUUCUUCGGGAUCGUGACUACAAGAGAGAUGCUGCGACUCCCACGAAGAUGAGAACCGCAGUGGCGCAUACCUUGGACGAAAACAGUCGUCUUGCAGACUGCGUCCUUCGUCCUGCCCAGCCUUCCGAUGCCGAAGCUUGUGCCGAGAUGUACAACCUGGCUGUCGGUAAAGAUCACCUGGUGACAGAUACCUACCCGGUGUCUGUUGAGCGGUUCGAGUACAUCAUGAUCGAGUGCAAAAGACAAAAGCUUCCAUUCAUCGUUGCGACUACCAAGACGACUGACUUGACCGACCCCGGCAACUGGCCGUCUCGCGAUGCUUACCGGCAGUACAUGAAGUGGAUGCAGUCUCAGCCUGCAAAGGUACCAUCCCCUGAGACUACUGUCUACGGAUUCGCCUACCUCCGUCCGUACGAGACAGGUAUUGGAGGACUCACCGGCAACGCGACGCCGACUGUCAAGGCUACAAUCUUUGUUCAUCCUGAGCAUCGACGUGGUCGGAUCGGAAGUGCCCUUCUUCAUCAGCUCCUCAGUCAAGUUUCCAUCUUGUACCACGGCUUUGUCGAGUGCCAGUGGGCUGAUCCGAAAGCUGGAGAGGACGCGUUCUACAAGCCCGACUUCCGGGAUAUUCACCGUGUUGUUGUACACACGAUGGCCCAGAGCGAGGGCGGACAGGGUCUCAAGUGGAUGGACGACUUCAUGUCGUCUUUCCAGUUCGAAAAGGCCGGUCGUCUGAACCAGGUUUACAAGGUGAAGCAACCCCACGGCGCCGAUUGGUAUGACCAGAUAGUCUGGCAGCACUGGGCGAACAAGAUCCCGUGCAAAACAUUCUACGUGGCAGACGACUCUGAGUGCUCCUACGACUAUCCUGGAAAGCGCCACUCUCCUGGUGCUCGAAGAGCCAAGUCCCCCGAUGCUCCUAAGGAUCAGCAUCAUGGCGAUAGGAGCCAUGACAGCGACGACGUCUUUGGAGCCUAA
Colletotrichum fioriniae is the source of this 2691-nucleotide messenger RNA. RefSeq lists its product as uncharacterized. The record is from RefSeq and is a predicted model, not a curated record. Lineage: Eukaryota; Fungi; Ascomycota; Sordariomycetes; Glomerellales; Glomerellaceae.